GUGGCUGGGGAGGACCGGACUUUGAGCCACCACCCUCGGCUUCAGGCGACGUUGCUUCCGGGUUCUUUUUGGAGGGGACGUCUAGAGAGGAGGCGGAGACGGAGUCUAGAGCCGAGGAGGACUCUAGCCGCGGGUUUGAGACUCCGGAGGAGGAUGGGCGGCCGAAGGCACUGAAGAUUCGUGGGGAAGCGAGAGUCCCCGACGAGAGGAAGGAGCCUAAGACCCAUGAGGCGAAGACCCUUAUAAUUCCUGCUGGCACUGACAAUUGGAUAUUUCCUCCGGGGGUCAAGGGGCGCCUGCCUAGCAGCAUGAUUGGAGCUUUGCUUAGGAAGUUCUGGCCGGGCAAGUACUAUCCCCUCGGCACUGUCCCAGCUGGCGAGAAGAAGCUAGCCACUACUUGGACGGACUACGAGAGUGCCCCUGGCGUAGGCUUCCCGACGGCUGCUGAGGCCGUGAUGAGAAAGUUUUGGUGUUUUUAUCGUGUGGCGCCCGAGGUUGAGGAGGCGGCCGCGAACAGGACUUUGCGGGCGACUUGUGAGAGGUUGACACCGCAGGUGUGGUACAACCAAAGGAUCACGUCCGCGGGUCACUUCUGGGCAGAGAGAGGCGAGAGGGUCCAUAAGCCGGACAUUGUCGGUAAGAAUGCUAAGGCCGAGUACGAGAUGACGGUGGAGGACUACAUUUUGAUGCUUCAUUUCUUCAAAGACUGA
This is a messenger RNA of Lolium perenne, 710 nucleotides long. The record is from RefSeq and is a predicted model, not a curated record. Lineage: Eukaryota; Viridiplantae; Streptophyta; Magnoliopsida; Poales; Poaceae.